Molecule: messenger RNA, 446 nt
Organism: Cinara cedri
Lineage: Eukaryota; Metazoa; Arthropoda; Insecta; Hemiptera; Aphididae
Source: the annotation of a GenBank genome assembly
AUGACGACCACGUCCAUGUUGCACACGUCUGCCACCAGACAACAAACUCUUGCCAUUGUACCUGGCUCCAACGAAGUAGAAAUUUCCGAAAGUAUAAACGCCGCCACGUUCGAAGACGCGUUUGUGCGUGCGACUUCGACGCCGCUGACUGGUCCAACAUCGUUAGAUAUUUUUGUACAGACGGGCACGUCGCAGAAGAAGUGUACUGCGACAGUGCCAAUGAAGGACUAUGUCGUCAAAUUAGAGAUCUUUCCGUAAGUUUAAUAUUUUUUUUUAUUUAUAUUAUAUUUAAAAUAUUAAUAAAUAAAUAUUUUCAGAUAAACCAAAAUCCAGUACGUGCCAAAGAAGGAUUGGUGGAAGCAUGCCUCCAUGAGGGCCCUGGGGACCUUCAGUGCACAAAGUCCGCAUUUCGACGGGGCGAUGCGGGUAGCCAGGGGCAUAUUUGA